Solea senegalensis (Senegalese sole) is the source of this 1523-nucleotide messenger RNA. Its product is annotated as olfactory receptor 52E8-like. The transcript has 2 exons. The record is from RefSeq and is a predicted model, not a curated record. Gene Ontology annotation, cellular component: membrane. Gene Ontology annotation, molecular function: olfactory receptor activity. The coding region runs from base 16 to 1080 and encodes 354 amino acids. Gene Ontology annotation, biological process: G protein-coupled receptor signaling pathway. Lineage: Eukaryota; Metazoa; Chordata; Actinopteri; Pleuronectiformes; Soleidae.
ACUGAGUCUGAAUAAAUGAGACCAAGAAGAAGAAGCAGAGACAUCAGCGUCUCGUCGUCCAGAGUGUGGAGACACACGCACAGAUGUUGUGAUCAUGUGACCCGCGCCGCCGCUCUGCUGAUGGAGAAUAUAACAGUGGGCGUGGACAUCCUGCUCCUGGAGGGGCUGAGGGUCACGCCCCAGUCCUCCGUCCCCGCCUUCGUCCUCCUCCUCCUCAUCUACGUCUUCAUCAUGGUGUCAAACCUCGGCCUGGUGCUUCUGAUCGCCACCGAGCGCAGCCUCCAUCAGCCCAUGUACCUGCUCUUCUGCAACAUGAGCGUGAACGACGCGUUUGGGGCGUCGACUGUCAUCCCUCACCUGCUGAUGGACGUCUUCACGCCGCUGACUCAGCGCUACGUUCACUACCAUCAGUGCGUGGUGCAGGCGUUCUGCGCCCACUUCCACGGAGCCACAUCGCACAACGUGCUCACGAUCAUGGCGUUCGACCGCUACGUGGCCAUCUGCAAGCCUCUGCGCUAUGCCGCCAUCAUGAGCAACAGGAUGGUGGCGGCACUGUCGGCAUGGGCGUGGGCGGCCGCCCUCUUGAUGGUGGCGGCGCUGGUGGCCCUCAGCGCGCGCUUGUCACGGUGCAGACACAUCAUUAGGAACCCGUUCUGCGACAACGCCUCGCUGUUCAAGCUCUCCUGCGAGAACGUCCUCAUCAACCAUGUGUACGGCCUCGGUGCCGCCGCGUCCACCAUGGCGUGCUCCCUCUCCGCUGUCACGCUCACGUACCUGCGCAUCGCCACGGUGUGCUUGAGCCGCAGGGACGCGACGCUGAACGGCCGUGCGCUGCAGACGUGUGCGUCGCACCUCGCCGUCUACGUCAUCCUGCUUCUGUCGGGCAACGUCAUCCUCAUCCUGCACCGCUUCCCGCAGCUCUCCCAGCACAGGAAGCUCGCCUCCGUCCUGUUCCACGUGGUCCCGCCCGCCAUGAACGCCGUCAUCUACGGCCUGCAGAUCAAAGUGGUGCGGGAGAAAAUCGUCGUCAUCUUCAGCAAGAAGAAGUCGCAAAACGGAGCGGAGAAACGAGCAAGUUGAAGAAACGUUGUGCUGUGACAGCAAUCGAGCUGUCACACCAAACCUCACAGCUAAAAUCACUGAGUUCACUGUCACUUUAAAUCCACCAUCACUGACCGCUAUAUCGCAAAACCUGACAGACUGAAUGUCUCUGAUCCUUAUUAUAUUAUUAUUAUUAUUAUAAUGUUUGUGAACAGGUGGACUGCUGUGGAGGGGCCCCUCAGCCCCUCAGCUCUGCCCACCCCAUUACAACAGCCCUGCUGCUAAAAAAAUAAGCAAAUGUUUUCAAUGAGAAUAAUUAAAGAGACAUAAAUGUUUCUUUGUUUCUUAAAUUAAUUGUUGUUACACGUUCUAUUGAUAUUUUCUGAGACAAUAUGAAACACAUUCACUUGCGUUCUCCCUCUUUAUUUAUAAUAUGUACCUGCUAAAUAAAUAAAUAAAUAUCAAUUGGACCCGAAACAUCA